Argiope bruennichi is the source of this 2515-nucleotide messenger RNA. It is a transcript of the gene twisted, whose product is annotated as protein O-mannosyl-transferase 2-like. NCBI's taxonomy places the organism in Eukaryota, Metazoa, Arthropoda, Arachnida, Araneae, Araneidae. Gene Ontology annotation, molecular function: dolichyl-phosphate-mannose-protein mannosyltransferase activity. Gene Ontology annotation, biological process: protein O-linked glycosylation via mannose. Gene Ontology annotation, cellular component: membrane; endoplasmic reticulum. The record is from RefSeq and is a predicted model, not a curated record. The transcript is spliced from 20 exons. The coding region runs from base 362 to 2458 and encodes 698 amino acids.
AGUGACAUACUAAGAAAACCAGCCGAACAAUCUCAUUUCAGAACUAUAUUUUAGUUUCCGUAAAUGGCAUGCAUUAGAAAUUGGAAGCAGACGGAAUAUGUUUACUAAUUUUGCGCAUGCGUGAUAAGUGGACGGAGCUUUGACAGGAGUUUUGAGACCGGUUUUGCUACUUGUUUUCCGAAUCGCUACGUUGAUAUUUGUGAUUUUUUCGUUAACGAAUGCAUUUUAAAUAUUUCAUCGGUUGUAUGGUGUGUUGCAGCUUGCUGACGAUCCUUUGAAACUUUCUCAGUUUUUGUGAUUUCUGAACUUUGGUAUCAACAAAAUAUUUCUCUAGUAUGAUUGCCGGUAUGAUUUCUCUACAAUGAAUAAAAAAGAAACUACAGAUACUUUCCACUGGUGGUUGGUUUUCUUAGGUGUGACUUUUCUUGGUGCUGCUACACGAUUAUAUAAAAUUGAAGAGCCUGAUCAUGUGUGUUGGGAUGAAACUCAUUUUGGGAAGAUGGCCAGUUGGUACAUCAAUCAUACAUUUUUCUUUGAUGUUCAUCCACCUCUUGCGAAGAUGCUUAUUGGUUUAGCCGGAAAACUAACUGGUUAUAAUGGAACAUUUGCUUUCAACAAACCUGGGGAUAAAUAUGAAGACCACAAUUAUUUAGGAAUGAGACUUUUUUGUGUAUUUCAUGGCAUAUGCAUAAUUCCCUUUUGCUUUUUGAUUGUGUGGGAAAUGACUUAUUCUUUGUCUGCAUCUGCUCUUGCUGCUACCUUCAUCAUUUUUGAUGUAGGAAUGAUAACUUUGUCCCAGUAUAUUCUCCUUGAUCCUAUUCUUAUGUUCUUCAUAAUUGGUUCAGUGUUAGGAAUGGUGAAAUUUCAUUCUCAAAAUCACAGGCCUUUCAGCUUAGCAUGGUGGUUUUGGCUUUCUUGGACAGGAGUGUUUAUGGCUUGUUCUAUUAGUGUGAAGUUUGUCGGACUAUUUGUAAUUGUACUUGUUGGACUUCACACUUUAAAUGACCUGUGGAAUAUAUUGGGAGAUCUUCAAACUCCUAUUAUUGAAGUUGUGAAACAUUUUGUAGCCCGUGCUUUAUGCCUUAUUCUUCUCCCAGCUGUGUUGUACAUUACAUUCUUUUACAUACAUCUCAAGACUUUAUAUAAAAGUGGAUCGGGAGAUGGAUUUUUUAGUUCUGCAUUUCAAUCUCAGCUAGAAGGAAAUUCUUUGUAUCAUGCAAACAUGCCUAAAGAUGUGGCAUAUGGUGCAAUUGUUACAAUAAAAAAUUACAGAACAGGUGGUGGCUAUUUGCAUUCACAUUGGCACCUUUAUCCAGAGAGUGUUGGUGCACGUCAACAGCAAGUAACAGCAUAUUCUCAUAAAGAUGAGAAUAACAAAUGGAUGAUAAAGAAGUUUGAUUAUGAGCCAAAUUUAUCUUCAAAUGAUACUCCAGUUGAAAUAGUUAUGAAUGGGGAUUUAAUUCGUCUGGAGCAUGUUGUUACUAGAAGAAACCUUCAUAGUCACAAGGAAGCUGCUCCUAUUACCAAAAGACAUCAACAAGUUACAUGCUAUGGUGAAAAUGGUACUGGAGAUGCUAAUGAUAUCUGGAAGAUAGAAAUUAUAGGGGACGACAGAAAAACACCAAUUUCAACUGUCACAAGUAAACUGCGUUUAAUUCACUAUUUGACUGGUUGUGCCUUGCAUUCUGAUUCAAAACAGCUACCAAAAUGGGGAUAUGAGCAGAUGGAAGUUUCUUGCAAUCCAAAUUUGCGGGACUCAAAUAAUUUGUGGAAUGUUGAAGAUAAUUACUUCCCAAAAUUGCCAAAUGUUAGUUUUGAAGUUUAUGCUCCAAGUUUUUUGGAACGCUUCUUAGAAUCCCAUGCUGUCAUGUUUCAGGGUAAUUCAGGAUUGAAGCCAAAAGAAGGAGAAAUUACAUCAAGACCAUGGCAGUGGCCCAUUAAUUUAAGAGGGCAGUUCUUUUCUGGUCAGCAACUUCGUAUUUAUUUGUUAGGAAACCCAAUUAUAUGGUGGGCCAACUUGAUUUUGCUUCAAAUAUUUUUCAUUUUAAAGCUUGUUUUUUCAGUGUUGGAACAACGAGGUUUGCAACUUUCACCUUUGUUAAAAGAAUUAAGUAAUAAAACAAUCAAUGCUUCAUUUUGGUUGUUUUUGGGAUGGGCAUUGCAUUAUCUGCCAUUUUUUGCUAUGAGCCGCGUGUUAUAUUUUCAUCACUAUUUCCCAGCCCUAAUUUUUAAUUCUAUGUUAUCAGCUGUUAUUCUGAAUUAUUUAACGAAUGUAAUUCAUCAUUUUCUACCCGAUUCUAUGGCGAAACUCAUUCAACAUUUAAUACUUGGUUUGACAUUAGCAUGUGUUGUAUACAGCUUCAUUUUAUUCAGUCCACUGGCAUAUGGAAUGGACAAUUCUGCUGCUGCUAACAGUUCAACAAGCAGGAUAAAAUGGUUAGAUUCAUGGGAGUUCUAAUUUUAUUUUGUAAUUUAAAUAAAAAGAUUCUUUUAAUAAAAAAAAACUGCAAUGAAA